AUGGAAAGCAAUAAAGUAACGCCACAAGAAAUUUAUCUUGUUCUACAACAACAGAAGAAACUACUCGAAUUAAAAGAAAAAGUAGCAGGUUUACUAGGAAAAGUUAAUCAAAACAUUAAUUUAAUAACGGUUGAAAAUCUCGAGUUAGCGAGUUGUCAAGUAGAAAACUUAGGAGAUGAGGAGAACGAAAAUUCCGAAAAUGGAGAGCAAUCCCAAAUUAAUCCAACGACAGAUCCAUUUACAAAACCUAUAAAAACAGAAAAUAUCAACCAACAAUUAAUUGAUUUAGAAUUAAAUUAUCCUCAUUAUGAAGACGAUGAAGAAGACGAGGAAGAUUUUAAAUUUUAA
Messenger RNA from Clunio marinus, 348 nucleotides. NCBI's taxonomy places the organism in Eukaryota, Metazoa, Arthropoda, Insecta, Diptera, Chironomidae. The record is from the annotation of a GenBank genome assembly.